Messenger RNA from Colias croceus (clouded yellow), 867 nucleotides. RefSeq lists its product as uncharacterized. NCBI's taxonomy places the organism in Eukaryota, Metazoa, Arthropoda, Insecta, Lepidoptera, Pieridae. The transcript has 2 exons. The record is from RefSeq and is a predicted model, not a curated record. Gene Ontology annotation, biological process: regulation of transcription by RNA polymerase II. Gene Ontology annotation, cellular component: transcription regulator complex; nucleus. Bases 22 to 867 code for a protein of 281 amino acids.
UCGUUGAUAUGCGAGACUAUUAUGAGCGGCAUACAGUGGUCACAGGAGCAAACUAUGUUGUUUCUUGAAACACUUCAAGCAGAGCCUUUUAUUUGGGACCCCAGUGAGAAAAGUCAUAAGGACAAGAAAAAAGUAAAUGAUGCUUGGGUGCGUAUUCGGGACGUUUUUGAAAUACCAGUAGAAGAAUUGAAGAAAAAAAAGGAUUCACUUUUUGCGACAUACAGGGGCUACUACAGAAAAAUAGAAGCUUCCUUAAAAAGUGGUGCCGGCGCAGAUGAUGUUUAUCGUCCAGUUUGGUUCGCAUUUGAGUUCAUGAACAGCUUUUUGGGGUGCGUGUAUAAAUGUAAACAAACAAUAACCACGGAUCAUGGAACUGAUUCGAUUGAGGAAGAAACAACCAACGCUUCAGAGGAUGUACCAAUUGCUUCUCCAACUCCAAAAGAACCAGAGCCCCGAAAAAAUAAACACACCAUCCGACGGCGUGAUAACCCGCCGGAAUUGCAAGUUGCCAGUAGGCAGAUGACAGAAGCCUUCAAUAACUUAAAUAAAGUGAUAAAUAAUCCUUCAAAGGAUGAUGAUGACGAGUGCGACGUAUUCGGCAAACUAAUUGCCAAAAAACUGAAGAGGUUACCGGAACAUGAAAGGGAUAAUAUCAUGUUCGAUAUACAUGCUCUGUUUCGGAAAUCACCUAAUAAAAGAUCUCCAUCGGGUGAAUCGUUCUGUACUUCAAAAAAGAUAUGUAUUACUAGAGAUCAAAUUAUUGAACCACGCUAUAUACCAAAGACCCAAACUCAAUCUUAUUGUCCAGAAGAUAAUACACAUCAGAGUGAUUUAAUAUAUAAGGCAUUGUAUCAAUGUAUAAAAUGA